AUGUUAGAAAUUAAACAUGGACAAUGUGACAAGUCGGGCUGCAGCACCUACAAGGAAACCAGUUAUAUUGAGGAACACUUGACUCCGGGACUAUACUCGAUGGAGUUUAGAAGGAUGAGGGGGGAUCUGAUCAGUGUUCUGAGUUUCAACCUGGACAGAGGAUGUUGGCAAGAUAUUUCCAUUGACCGAGCACCCAGGGCAGAGCUUCAGAUCAAAACAAUCUGUGGAGUAAUGGAGGUCAAAUGCAAUGAUGGACAAUGUAUACCUGCGAGGUGGCAAUGUGAUGGUGUAGCUGACUGUGAUGAUGGAUCAGAUGAAAGUGAAGGAGUUUGCUAUCUGACAGCAUGCCCCAUUGGAGAAAUUAAAUGUGGUUUGGAGUCUUUUCGAUGUAUUCCAGUUUCCUGGAAGUGCAAUGGUAUACUAGAUUGUGAUGAUGGUGCUGAUGAGGAAAACUGUGGCCAGAUUACCUGCAGUCCAACAGAGUUCACUUGCUCCAAUGGCAGAUGCAUUUCCAAGAAGUUUAGCUGUAAUGGUGAUAAUGACUGUGGCGAUGGAAGUGAUGAAAGAGGCUGUCUACCAACUUCCUGUGGCCCACAUGAGUUUCAAUGCAGUCAUUCUUCAGAAUGUAUAUCCUUGAGUUGGCUGUGUGACCACAAUGUUGACUGUGCUGAUCAGUCUGAUGAAUCCCCAGACAGAUGUGGGGGCAUAACAGCUCCACUUGUCACUUGCGCUCCUAAUGACCACCGGUGUGGUUCGGGUGAAUGUAUUCACCAGAAAUGGUUUUGUGAUGGAGACGUUGACUGCAAAGACGGAAGUGAUGAAGUAAAUUGUCCACCUCCAACAUGUGGACCUGAUCACUUCAGAUGCAGUGAUGGUAGCUGUAUCCCAGGACACAGACAGUGUAAUGGAAUUGGUGAUUGCCCAGAUAGAAGUGACGAAAACAGCUGCAAGAAAGUUGCUGAGUGCACAGGACCCAUGGAUUUCAAGUGUCAAAGUGGUGAAUGUAUUAAUGUAUCACAAGUCUGUAAUCAGCAGCAGGAUUGCAAGGAUUGGAGUGAUGAACUCAUUGGAAAAUGCAAUGUGAAUGAAUGCUUGCUCAAUAAUGGAGGUUGUUCUCAUCUCUGUCAUGAUCUUGUCAUUGGAUAUGAAUGUGACUGUCCUGUUGGCUUUCGAUUGGUUGAUCGAACCUGUGAAGACGUUGAUGAAUGUCAAAAUUCUGGAACGUGCAGCCAGAUUUGUGUGAACUUGGAAGGAAGUUACAAGUGUGAAUGCCAUCCUGGAUAUCACAUGGACCUGACUAAUUCCAUUUGCAAGGCAAUAGGAGAGGAACCUUAUUUGAUCUUCACAAAUCAGCACGACAUCCGGAAACUAGGACUGCAUCGUUAUGAGUACACCCAGGUUGCCAUGCAGUUGAGAAAUGCUGUAGCACUGGAUGUUGAUAUUGCUGAAGACAGAAUUUUCUGGACUGAAUCAAGCCAGCACGCAAUUCUUAGUAUGUCCAUGAAUGAAGGGGAACAAUCGUCUGUGAUUACCAAAAUUGAAGAUGUGGAUGUUCCAGCAGGAAUUGCAGUGGAUUGGAUCUACAAGCAUAUCUAUUGGACUGAUUGGGGUUCAAAGUCCAUAUCUGUGGCCACAUUCGAUGGAACUAAAAGGAAGACACUCUUUGACACUGAAUUAAGGGAACCAACUUCUGUUGCAGUUGAUCCAAUUACUGGGUUUAUGUACUGGUCAGACUGUGGUGAACCAGCAGUGAUUGAAAAAGCAGGAAUGAAUGGUGCUGACCGGCAGCAUCUUGUGACCAAAGAGAUUCAGUGGCCAAAUGGCAUUGCACUUGAUCUUGUGAAAAGCUGCUUGUAUUGGGUUGAUUCAAAGUUGCACACAAUAUCAAGUGUAGGUCUGAAUGGCCAGGAUAGAAGAACAGUGUUGUGGUCAUUGGAAUUCCUCAUUCAUCCUUUUGCUGUCUCUGUAUUUGAGGACAAUGUCUUCUGGACUGAUGCAGCAAGCAAAACCAUUUAUGGAGCCAAUAAGUUCACAGGAGAAGAGGUGAAGGUGUUGGCUUCCAACCUUCAUAAGCCACGUGACCUCACUGUUUAUAAUAAACUGUUGCAGCCAUCUGGUAAAAAUUGGUGUAAUAAAAGCUUAAAGAAUGGCGGCUGUGACUUCAUGUGUCUCCCUGCACCUUGGUUCAACAGUCAGUCACCAAAAUAUACCUGUGUGUGUCCAUCUGGGAAGGAACUGGAGCUGAAUGGAAAACACUGUAGAAUAGCAAAUGUACAUCUAUCUACAGCAACACUGUCUACUUUAUCCUCCAGUACCAUUAAAUACCCAUCAACUGAACAGCAUACUGAGACUUCUAGAGGGAGAGAUUCAAGCAUUACACUUGAUAAAGUCAACAAACCAGAGAAUGGCUCUGUGGCUGGUUGGAUUGCACUUGCCAUUUUACUCUUGACCAUGGCUGUUGUUGCUGGUUACCUGAAAUGGCAAGACCUGAAGAGGAAGACUCAGCAGAGCAUGUAUUUUGAGAACCCAGCCUUUGAGGGUGAUUAA
Molecule: messenger RNA, 2547 nt
Organism: Hemiscyllium ocellatum (epaulette shark)
Lineage: Eukaryota; Metazoa; Chordata; Chondrichthyes; Orectolobiformes; Hemiscylliidae
Product: very low-density lipoprotein receptor-like
Exons: 17
Coding region: 1-2547 (848 amino acids)
Molecular function (GO): protein binding; calcium ion binding
Source: RefSeq, a predicted model, not a curated record